CCCACCUUGUACAUCAUCAAGAUCCAACGGUCCAGAUCAAAUCUCUCUCUGCAUAUAACUCUCUCAUUUCUCACCUCUCUCUCUCAGACACCCUUCUUCAUCUCCCCCAAAUUUCAGCCAUUUUUCUAGGGUUUCGUCUUCAGAUAACAUAAAAUGGCAGAAAGUGAAGACAUUCAGCCACUCGUGUGCGAUAAUGGAACUGGAAUGGUUAAGGCUGGAUUUGCAGGAGAUGAUGCACCAAGGGCCGUAUUUCCGAGUAUUGUGGGUCGUCCCCGUCACACCGGUGUGAUGGUUGGAAUGGGCCAAAAAGACGCAUACGUUGGAGACGAAGCUCAAUCAAAGAGAGGUAUUUUGACGUUAAAAUACCCGAUUGAACACGGUAUUGUGAGCAACUGGGAUGAUAUGGAGAAGAUCUGGCAUCACACUUUCUAUAACGAGCUUCGUGUUGCUCCGGAGGAGCACCCGGUUCUUCUAACGGAAGCUCCUUUGAACCCGAAAGCCAAUCGUGAGAAGAUGACUCAGAUCAUGUUCGAGACGUUUAAUACCCCCGCCAUGUAUGUUGCCAUCCAAGCUGUUCUGUCCCUCUAUGCCAGCGGUCGAACAACCGGUAUUGUUCUGGAUUCAGGUGACGGUGUUAGUCACACAGUCCCUAUAUACGAAGGGUACGCCCUUCCACACGCGAUCCUUCGUCUGGACUUAGCAGGACGCGACCUAACCGACGCGUUAAUGAAGAUCCUUACCGAACGCGGGUACAUGUUCACUACAACAGCCGAGCGGGAAAUUGUUCGAGACAUGAAGGAAAAGCUGGCUUACAUCGCCCUUGAUUACGAACAAGAGCUUGAGAUCGCAAAUUCGGGUUCUUCCAUCGAGAAGAAUUACGAGCUUCCCGAUGGACAGGUCAUCACCAUUGGUGCUGAGCGGUUCAGGUGCCCGGAGGUUUUGUUCCAGCCAUCGAUGAUCGGAAUGGAAGCUGCGGGUAUUCACGAGACUACGUACAAUUCGAUCAUGAAGUGUGACGUGGAUAUUAGGAAGGAUCUAUAUGGUAAUAUUGUGCUUAGUGGCGGGUCAACCAUGUUUCCCGGGAUCGCUGACCGGAUGAGUAAGGAAAUUACCGCACUCGCCCCGAGCAGCAUGAAGAUUAAGGUGGUCGCUCCUCCCGAACGGAAGUAUAGUGUCUGGAUCGGAGGGUCGAUUCUUGCAUCUCUCAGCACAUUUCAGCAGAUGUGGAUCUCGAAGGCCGAGUAUGAUGAGUCGGGCCCAUCAAUCGUGCACAGAAAAUGUUUCUGAUUCGUACCUUGCGUCGUUUACUUCAACUUUGUUUUUGUCGUGUUGAUUAUAUAUGCUGGUUGUUUUUAAGAGUGCGGUAAUGACAUUUGAGUGAGCACAAAGACGUUUGCUGUAAGCUCCACAAUUCUUUUAUUUUAAUCUCAUUUUUAGAAACUAUAUCAAUUGUUUCGUCUCCAUAUGUUUCUAUUUAGAGAAAGUUAUGAAAGUUGCCGGUUUUCUUGAGUG
This is a messenger RNA of Helianthus annuus (common sunflower), 1512 nucleotides long. Its product is annotated as actin-7. Gene Ontology annotation, cellular component: cytoplasm. The transcript has 5 exons. The record is from RefSeq and is a predicted model, not a curated record. The coding region runs from base 154 to 1287 and encodes 377 amino acids. NCBI's taxonomy places the organism in Eukaryota, Viridiplantae, Streptophyta, Magnoliopsida, Asterales, Asteraceae.